Vigna radiata var. radiata (mung bean) is the source of this 701-nucleotide messenger RNA. RefSeq lists its product as uncharacterized. The transcript is spliced from 2 exons. NCBI's taxonomy places the organism in Eukaryota, Viridiplantae, Streptophyta, Magnoliopsida, Fabales, Fabaceae. The record is from RefSeq and is a predicted model, not a curated record. The coding region runs from base 180 to 503 and encodes 107 amino acids.
AUGAUUGGUUCGCUCUACCUACAAUCGAAUUCGUUUCUGGUUCUGAAAAAGUCGCAAGUCGACGUUUUCGUUCUAGAGAGAGACUCAGAGUUUUUUGGUUUAAGAGGAGAGAGAGAGACACAGAGAGAAAUCGAGAGGAAGAGACACAGGGAGAACCUGAGAGCGAGAGAGAGGCUACCAUGAUAACGCGAUCGAAUCUGGCCGAACAGUUACGCGAGUAUCAGAUUCGAUCCAAGCAUGACUGGGCCUCUGUCUCGUUCUUCUCCUCCACUUCUUCAAACAUCGCCACUUCCAGGGUGGAUGUGGUGGUUUUUGUAAUAUGGGAACUUAUUAUUUUAGCCUUCUUGGUAUUUUCGGUAGUCUCUCUUUACUUCAAGCACAUCCGACUUGCUUUUAUUUUAGUCUGCGUCACUAUCCUAUUACUUUUAUGCAUGAAAAUUACAAAGCAAGUAAGACUCGCAAGGAAAAAGAAACGAAGGAUGCUUCUUCCAUUGUCAAUGUAAAACGGCAUCAAGUAUUGACAUUUGGCAUACUCCUAUUCUCGUACAGCCUUACCGAUAAGGUCUUGGCCAUUCUUGACCAUUUCCAUUGGUCCCGCAUCUCAUUCAUCACUGGAUCGUGUAUCAUCUGAUUCCACCAAAUUGACUAAAGUAUAUAAUCGAUGUUUUUACAUCAACACAAUCUUAUCCAAUUGGUUGAUC